GAAUAAAUGACCUACAUAUUGCCUAAAGUCGGGAGUUUGAGUGUGUACGUUACCGUUGUUGAGUGGGAUAUCGUUCAUUUAAGUUAUAUGUUUUCUAGAGAAGUAACCUACAAGAAGUUACCAAACGCCGUGAAUCUUGUGUCACAUUCAUUUUCGCACUUAAAGUUAUGAUAACCAAUCUGCGGUGUGAGUGAUUUUUUCUUGAAUUUAUCCAGAAAUGUGACACGAGCAUCUUUGUUAGGGACAAAAAAAGAAAUUUAUCACCUUUAACUUUUUGUUUUGCAAGGUUCUUUCUGUACCGGUUUUUAAUUCACUUCAACACGAAUGUGAUGGUUACUAAGAUGCUACCGUGGGAUUGCAUUUUGUGUCAAAUAGGUAGUCGUUGUGUAACUACGCUUCCCAGUUUACGAUAAAUCUUAGAAUAUUAGACUAGUCAAAGUCCGCUUACGCGUAAAAUAUAAUUGUGGGAUACGUUAAUGUAUGCCUUAGAGCCCUCGCUACCAGCUCAGAACUAUUCAGCAUCCUUAUAGUUAACGAGACUACUUUUACCCCCUGUCCUGCCGACUUGAGUAAGAACUCCACUUUUGGAACGGGUGCCUUGUUGAUGAUAAGCCCUGUAGAAAUAAAUGUUUGCCAAUUGGUUAUGUUUAUAGUUUGCGAACUGAGUAAUUGUUACCAAACAGAAAUCAUGGUAAAAUGCCCCGAAAUUUCACGAUGUAAAGAAAUUAUAUUGGAAACUAACGUCGCGAUCGCCUUAAAUCCAUUUUUAGUUGGUAUUGAUUUCAUUUUCUAUAAGUUUUAUUUGGGGACCACACACCCCUAACAUUAUUAUCCUUGGGUAUAUAUAUACAUAAUGUUGAAAAAUAGCCGAUCAUAUUGGAUGCAAGUCAAUGGGCGUGUACUUUACUGUGGUAAAUGCUAACGCCCUGGUACGGCCGAGAGUGGGGAGAGUCCUCUCUCCCUCUCGAGAUGCUCUCACAUAGCCACGCGUAUAUAGCCUCUGCCAGGGAAGUCCUACUCACUGCCUUCUCGUGGCGGGGGUGUUGUUUACGAAAAUGAGAGGACGAAAAGCGAAUGUCCGGCGCCUUAACCGGAUCCCAAACCAAUGGUGCAUGUGGGCUCCAGUAUCCUGCGGGAACAAAUGGCGUAUGAACGAAUCAUUGGUCACCGGGUACCAUGGCACUGCAUCUUUUCACGAUGCUCCACUGCCUUGUAGGUUAGACCUUUAGGUCGAAGGCUCGGAGUGUGGCCCCCUAAGAAAACUACCUGCUUCGUUUUGGGCACCCAGGCAGUAUCACAGCCCUCACACAUAUCAAAUGAGAUCUGUGUGGCUCAUAUGUAUUUGGUACCUCUUUGUACCAAUAUCUAUGUUUUAAAAUAAAUAAUAAUAAUAAACAGUAAAAAUCAAAGUUGACAGUAACUCGAAAUAGGGUGAACGAAUUACUAAGUACCAAAUCUAAUGGUAUCUCCUAACAACUGGGUCUCAGUUUUGAACCCUACCUCAAUUACAGUGUCGAAUCGAUAUAAUCGUAAUCGACUUGAUUCAUUUUCAUACACAAGCCUACCUAACGGCUGAGUCGUAACUUUUUCCCUUGUAAUAUACGAUUGUGGAUCUGAAUUAGUUAUUCUGUACAGUGACCCAUCACAUCUGUGUAAUUAAAAUUUUUAUUUCAUUGUCGAUUUCAAUAGAUUUUGAGAAACACAAGUCCCUGAUUAAGAGUCAUAAUUCAAAAUCAUGAUGUUUCCUACUUUAGGAUUUCUAAACUAUACCAUUUUGUUAGAAUCAAUAGGAACUUCUAAGUCGCUUUCAGUUUUAAUACCUUUCUUUGUUGUUCGACUUCUUCGUUUGUUGCAUUGGAUUUGUUUUCAUUAGGUGUCAAGUGUUGUAACCUCACGUGAAAAAAAAACAAAAUACCGAAAAGCCUAAUAAUUCUAAUUCCUUCACUUACCCAGUAGUUCAAGUGGGACCAUGCCUGAUCUACGCCACUCUUAUGGUAGAAACAAACUUUACUUCUUAAGACUUCGUCGAUUCUGUCAGUUUAUUUUAAAUCUCGGCAGGGAUGGAUUUUAUGACGGCUGGCUGGGAAAGGAAUCUUAUUGCACUCUGAACACAGCGGAGGAUUUUAGGCUGCUAUAUUCCGAGAAAGCUCGCGUUAUUUGUGCUAUGUGGUACUUUUUGUCGAGACACAAGUUUAAAGAGGCUGCUAGGUUACUAGCUCACUCGAUCCAUGCAUAUCCAAUGUCACCGACCUGGAUAUGGAGGGUGGCAUUCCAUAUAUUUCAGUGUUUGAAAGAUGAUGUUGGGUUGAGAUCAUUUAGUAGGGUUUUGGAUGGGUUUCUUCUGAGUGAUGAAAAUAACCGUAUAUUAGAGUUUAUAUUAUAUGAGAUCAGCAAAGGAAACUUGAAUGCUGUACAGUUUUGUCGCACAAAUAUACAGCCCGUUCAACGAAAUAAAUAUGCAAGUCUUCAUACAGUUUUGACAAGAGAGCCAGAAUUUGCACAUGUUCAGCGAUUACAAAGACUCUAUGAAGGUUACAGCUUUUAUGGAAUGUGGCUUAAACAAAUUAAUUCAUUGGUAUCAACUAGUGAUCCCGAAGAUAUUCAUAUGACAGCCGAUAAUUUAGCUGAGAAAGCUUACCAUCGAUUACAAGAAGUUGAAGCUCUCGUUUCUGAGGGUCAUUUGUGCGACACCUUUGUCAGAGCAUUUGUUGAAAUACUGCAAUAUUUUAAUGAAUGUACACGUGCGCAUGCCUUACUACUUAGUUAUGCUCAAAAAGUACCUGAAAACCCAAACACCUUAAGAUAUUUAUGCGAAUGGCAUAAACGUCAACCUGUAUCCAUUACUCAUUCAUCAGCAGUUUUGUCUCCAUCUCAUCCAAUAACCAAAAACUGUCAUGAUUCCUCGGCAUGUAGCUUAGAUCUAAGUGAUGGUAAUACUACUGUUGAUGAAACUACGCAGUCACAUACCUCCCAUCAGAAAAAAUCGCCCAAAAGUUUAAAGAAUUCAAAAAUCUAUUUAGAAUAUCGUAUAUCAUUUAGCAGGCGUACAUUACCUGAACCAGCUCCGAACCUGCCUGAUAAUUAUGAAUCUAUGUCGAAAAAAGAAGUAAAAAGUUUAUUAAGGAGAAAUCAUAGCCAUUUACCAACUAUAAUUUCUUGUUUAAAACGUGGAAGAUUUUCUGAUGCAUUGGAUCUAUCAUUUUUAUUGCUUGAUCACCCAUCGUGGGCUGUGUACCACGAACCUUGGCGCCUCUUACGGAAAAGUAUAUUAUGUCUCGGCAAAACAAAUUCCCAGGUUUUACGUGCAUGGACUAUGCGAAAGUGGUAUUGGAAUAAAUUGCAACUUUCCUUACCUAAUUUACCUAUUAUUGCCAAGUCUAUGAAGCUAUUGUUGAAUAAACUUGAUUUGACCGAGUCCAAUCAAUGCAAUGAUGAGGAAUCAAAAUUGAAUGAUCGUUUAAAUGUCCAAUUAACAAUUAUUACUAAUAUGAAACCAGUUAUUUUCCCAGAGUUUUCUAAUACAAACUUAUCUUGAUUAUAUAUAUGCAUGUAUAUAUACUAUAUGAGAUCCAUUUGAAAUAUAUUGCGCAUUGACUAAGGUGUGUGUAAUUCAUUUUAAACUGCGUUUAUAAUAAACGUAUAAUGCU
Molecule: messenger RNA, 3647 nt
Organism: Schistosoma spindalis
Lineage: Eukaryota; Metazoa; Platyhelminthes; Trematoda; Strigeidida; Schistosomatidae
Source: the annotation of a GenBank genome assembly